GAGGUCGGCACAACCAGGUCGCGCGACCUGUACACAACUCGGCUUAUCUCCUCACAACACUGACUGCCGGCACAGUGCCCCAAUAACACAGAUCGGACAACAGCGCACAGCAAAGAAUGGCGGACACAAACGACAGGAAGGUCGCUAUCGUAGGGAGUGGCCUGAUUGGACGCAUCUGGUCCAUGAUAUUCACUGGUGCUGGGUACCGGGUGUCCAUAUACGACAUUAGUCCGGAGCAGGUUAAAGGCGCUCUGGCCUCUAUCCAGGAGUCCCUGGCCCGUUACGAGAAGCAGGGCAACCUCAGAGGCAAGUUGUCCGCCGCAGAACAAGCUCAGCUCGUCACCGGAAGUAGUAAUCUGGCAGAGUGCAUGCUGGGUGCCAGACACGUACAGGAAUGUGUUCCCGAAGAUGUCAACCUCAAGAGGAAAGUGUUUGAGCAGAUGGACCAGCAUGCAACAGGCAACAUGGUCCUUGCAAGCUCAAGCAGCUGCAUCAAGUCUUCAGAUUUUGCAGAAAAUUUGAAGCACAGAGAGAAUGUACUGAUUGCACACCCGGUAAAUCCCCCCUACUUCAUCCCGCUGGUGGAGCUGAUCCCCGCGCCAUGGACGUCCCCGGAAGUGACCCAGAGGACCCGGGCUCUGCUGGAGGAAGUAGGACAGUCCCCAGUCACCCUCAACAAGGAGGUUCCAGGCUUUGCCCUCAACCGCAUCCAGUACGCCAUCAUCAACGAAUGCUGGGACAUGGUCAAGUCCGGGGUGCUGAGUCCAAGUGACAUUGACCGAGUCAUGUAUGACGGGCUGGGGCCACGCUACGCCUUCAUCGGACCCCUGGAGACAAUGCACCUCAAUGCUGAUGGGGUGGUAGACUACUGCCAUCGUUAUGCUGCUGGUGCCUACAAGGUAUGCGAGACGUUCACGCCGCCCCCGGUGUUGUACGACAUCCCGACGGCAGAGACGGUACAGCAGGAGCUCAGCCAAACAAUUCCACUUGAAGGCCUUGCUGACAGACGGAGAUGGAGGGACGAACGCCUGGCCUCACUGGCCAAACUCAAGCGUGAUCAGAACUAAUACACCUGCACCAUAUUUGUGUGUCUGGGUGUGCCGUGUAUAUCCCGGGGCCCUUAGACUGGUUCCUGUUGGUGUCAUUGUCAACCUUCCAUGGUGGUCAUAUCGCAGGAACGAACGGGAACAAGUCUACCUGUGCCCUGUGCCUGUCUGUGUCGGAUCCAUGU
Messenger RNA from Haliotis rufescens (red abalone), 1231 nucleotides. RefSeq names its product lambda-crystallin-like. The record is from RefSeq and is a predicted model, not a curated record. NCBI's taxonomy places the organism in Eukaryota, Metazoa, Mollusca, Gastropoda, Lepetellida, Haliotidae. Bases 117 to 1067 code for a protein of 316 amino acids. The transcript has 6 exons. Gene Ontology annotation, molecular function: NAD+ binding; oxidoreductase activity, acting on the CH-OH group of donors, NAD or NADP as acceptor. Gene Ontology annotation, biological process: fatty acid metabolic process.